CCCUGCACGCUUGCGGAAAGGUCGAAAGUCAGAGGUCGUGCAGCCAUCAUGGCGGCGCUGUGUCGGACCCGUGCCGUGACUGCCGAGAGACAUCUCCUGCGAAUGUUUCUCCUCUCCCGGCCCUGUCGAGGCGUAGGGACUGAGAGUGCCUCCGGGAGCGAGAAUUCCGAGCCCACGGAGCCUAGCACGCGCCCAGGCGGCUUCGCGAGCGCUCUGGAGCGGCACUCGGAGCUGCAGCGGAAGGCGGAGCUCGGGCAGACGAGAGGCUCUCUGAAAAAUGUGGAAUCCUUCGCGUCUAUGCUGAGACACUCUCCUCUGACACAGAUGGGACCUGCCAAGGAUAAACUGGUCAUUGGACGGAUCUUUCAUAUCGUGGAGAAUGAUCUGUAUAUAGAUUUUGGCGGCAAGUUCCACUGUGUGUGUAGAAGACCGGAAGUAGACGGAGAGAAAUACCAGAAAGGAACCCGAGUCCGGCUGCGGCUGUUAGAUCUUGAACUCACGUCCCGGUUCCUGGGAGCCACGACGGACACGACUCUCCUUGAGGCGGAUGCGAUUCUCUUAGGACUCCAGGAGAGUAAGGACUCCAAAUCAAAAGAGGAGCCUUGUGAGAAAUAGAGGAACUUGGCUGAGUGUUCACUUCUUUUUCGUUGAACACAGAUAUUCAUCAAGAGCUCGAUUGGAAAAUUAUGAAUAAAUGAUUGAAAGAAGACAUAACAAAUGAAACUAUAAUUAUAGCUCUUACCUGUUAGAAUUUUCUUUAGCUGUGUCUCCCCUGCCCCCUUUUUUAUACCCGUUCUUUCCUUGGAUUGGAGUAGUGUAAAACGUACUGAGAAAUUCUCCCUUUCAAUAAAUAUGUUUCUUGUGCUAUCUGUA
Messenger RNA from Equus caballus (horse), 873 nucleotides. It is a transcript of the gene MRPS28, whose product is annotated as mitochondrial ribosomal protein S28. The record is from RefSeq and is a predicted model, not a curated record. Lineage: Eukaryota; Metazoa; Chordata; Mammalia; Perissodactyla; Equidae. Gene Ontology annotation, cellular component: mitochondrial small ribosomal subunit.